Suillus clintonianus is the source of this 1894-nucleotide messenger RNA. RefSeq lists its product as uncharacterized. The record is from RefSeq and is a predicted model, not a curated record. NCBI's taxonomy places the organism in Eukaryota, Fungi, Basidiomycota, Agaricomycetes, Boletales, Suillaceae. Bases 111 to 1832 code for a protein of 573 amino acids. The transcript is spliced from 4 exons.
AUAUAAAACAUCAAAACAAGCCCAGAUGCCCUUGAUAGUAUUUAUUCCUUUCUACGGCGAUCUGUGCACUGAAGGCAUUCAUCACAUCUACAUUAGGUAGCUGGUAAAGAAUGCGUUUUCACACAGGCUCUCGGGCAUUUUCUCUCCUACUAUUGAUGCACUUUGCCGAGAAAGUCGCUGGACACGACCAUAACUGGACUCAGUGUUUCGCCGACAUCCAGGCGAAUGCAAUUGCCACCAAUAAUCUGGCUGGUCUCCUCAAUGCAGACGGAGAUCCCGUGUCGAAUGUUUCCGAUGCCGCAGCGGUCAGCUACGCGCUGUGUACCUCCUUCUGUGGGAACGCAUGGGGUUUUGAUAUCUCUAUAUUUUCGCAAGAUUUCAGUUCAUGGCUACUGCCAUACCUGGCGCUGAUUUCGCAGCUCCCCUUUGGGGCACAGUACAGGCUUGAUAAUCUCAUGUCUGCUGUGUUAACCGUUGGGUCACCGGCACUCGCUGGCUACUCUCUGUUCAUCACCCUCCUCAAUUCUCGCUGGAUCAACCGCCGAUUUAGUCAAUCGGUGGACUAUCCCAAUUCACGUUUCGCAGUCUUCAUUGUCAGCGGCCUUCAGCAAGUCCCGCUAGGACUGCAUUCCGAUCGCACACGCUUAGCAUCCCUCAUUGUCCUUCCGGAAAACGAUUCCUGGUGGCAAUACUUCUCUGAGUUGGUGGACUACACUCAUACGUGGUCAAUUGCGUCCGCGACCUCCAUCGCCUGGGUUGUCGUUGCCUAUAUCCUGUCUAUCGCCAACUCACCAUCAGAUGCUUUUGUAAAUGCUCAAGCCGGCACCGAACCUACUAGUUCAAUGUGGCUGUGGUUGAUUCCCAUAGUCAUUGGAUGGCUCCAACUCUCCCCGAAAUGCGAUUUCAAUCGCUUACACGCAGCUUAUGAUCGCGCCAACCGACACACACGCACAGGAAUGGCAGAUGCUCCUACUGGAACACCACCUGCGUCCGCCCAAAGAGCUUUAACAAUAACUGCUCAUGAGGAGGAGGUAUUGUCUCCAGACGAACUCCUCACUCCUCCGGUGUUUAAUUAUUCGCGUUCGCUGCAAUGGGCAUGUACAGCAGAGACCAUCUUCCAGAUGUACAAGGUGGCAUCAGAGAAGGUUCAAAGACGUAUUCCCGUCAAUUUUGAGAAUGAGUGGGUCGAGUCUGACGAUUUUAAAUCUAUCCACCCCCGCAAUCGACGUGGGUCGCCUCAGGAAAUCACCGCGUAUUGCACGCAACCCGAUCGUGCACGGCGCAGCCAUUGGGCACCUGGGGUGUUCACAAGAAUGGCUCUCGCGUCAUGUGCUUCGCUUGUAUUACAAUGGGGAACAGUGGGUGGAGCGUUUAUAGUAGAGUGGUUCACUCCUACGAUAGGCAUUGGGUGUCGAUCUCUGAGUUACCUCAUUUAUGGAGUCGUCUCGACUUUCAUUUGGAUGAUGCUCAUGACAUCCAGUAUUCUCGCCCACUAUUCUGCAGCUUAUCCCUAUCGAGCAUCACUGUCUGCACGUCUUGCCCUGUCGGUAUCGCACUGGCUGCGAAGGGUGGGCAAACUGUUGGCCAUUGCGAACUCCAUCUGGGCGGUCUUGGCGUGUUUCCUUCAAUAUUCCGGCGUCUACAAUACAUGUUUCUGCAAUUCCAGUAUGAUUAGCAGGGGACAGGCUGCUGCAUAUGUUACGAUGAUCGAAACCGCAGCCCAUGCUGCAAUGGCCAAGUCUGCCUGGAUUGGUGCCCUCGUCCUGGCAUGUACCUCAGCGUCAGCUUUCGUCGCUCUCGUGAGUCUGUUAUUGGAUAGUCUUACGAUAUGACCUUUGUUGCAAAUUUAUUAUUUUUAAUGUGGUUAUUUUUGAGUAAUAAUAAGCUUUAUGUA